Messenger RNA from Tribolium madens (black flour beetle), 6011 nucleotides. RefSeq names its product DNA-directed RNA polymerase II subunit RPB1 (gene RpII215). The record is from RefSeq and is a predicted model, not a curated record. Gene Ontology annotation, biological process: transcription by RNA polymerase II. Lineage: Eukaryota; Metazoa; Arthropoda; Insecta; Coleoptera; Tenebrionidae. Bases 89 to 5788 code for a protein of 1899 amino acids. Gene Ontology annotation, cellular component: RNA polymerase II, core complex. Gene Ontology annotation, molecular function: DNA binding. The transcript is spliced from 7 exons.
GAGGGAAAUCUGCUUCGAGAACCCGCCACAGCGCACAAUAGAGCGCAACGCUGGAAAGGAACACAGGAGGCUUGCGUUCGCCAUCAAAAUGGCCGCAAGUGACAGUAAAGCUCCGCUUAGAACAGUGAAAAGAGUGCAGUUUGGCAUAUUAAGUCCAGAUGAAAUACGUCGUAUGUCCGUCACUGAGGGCGGCAUCCGUUUCCCAGAGACCAUGGAAGCGGGCCGUCCUAAAAUGGGGGGUCUUAUGGACCCAAGACAGGGCGUCAUCGAUCGUCAUUCCCGAUGCCAGACUUGUGCAGGCAACAUGACUGAAUGUCCUGGACAUUUUGGACACAUUGAUUUAGCCAAACCCGUUUUCCACGUUGGUUUUAUAACAAAAACUAUAAAAACGCUUCGAUGCGUUUGCUUUUACUGCAGUAAAUUACUUGUAAGCCCCAAUAAUCCUAAAAUUAAGGAGGUUGUGAUGAAAUCAAAAGGACAACCUAGAAAAAGAUUAGCAUUCGUUUAUGAUCUCUGUAAAGGGAAAAACAUUUGUGAGGGCGGUGAUGAAAUGGAUGUAGGGAAAGAAGGGGAAGACCCCAAUCAAGCAAAGAAACAAGGACAUGGUGGCUGCGGGCGCUAUCAACCAAACAUCAGAAGAACAGGACUUGAUUUAACAGCUGAGUGGAAACAUUUAAACGAAGAUUCACAAGAAAGGAAAAUUGCUUUAUCAGCAGAAAGAGUAUGGGAAAUACUAAAACAUAUCACAGAUGAAGAGUGUUUUAUCUUGGGUAUGGAUCCUAAAUUCGCGCGUCCUGAUUGGAUGAUUGUCACAGUGUUGCCAGUUCCACCACUUCCAGUACGCCCAGCUGUGGUUAUGUACGGCUCAGCGCGAAAUCAGGAUGAUUUGACACACAAAUUAGCUGAUAUUAUUAAAGCAAAUAAUGAACUACAGAAAAACGAAGCUGCCGGAGCUGCUGCUCACGUGAUCGCAGAAAAUAUAAAAAUGUUGCAGUUUCACGUGGCAACAUUAGUCGAUAAUGACAUGCCGGGAAUGCCUAGGGCAAUGCAGAAAUCGGGAAAGCCUCUCAAAGCCAUCAAAUCUCGUCUUAAAGGCAAGGAAGGUCGUAUCCGUGGUAAUCUUAUGGGUAAACGUGUGGACUUCUCAGCUCGUACCGUCAUCACCCCUGACCCUAAUCUGCGUAUCGAUCAAGUCGGAGUACCUCGUAGUAUCGCCCAAAAUUUAACAUUUCCAGAAAUCGUAACGCCGUUCAAUUUCGACAAAAUGUCUGAACUAGUCCAAAGAGGCAAUUCGCAAUAUCCGGGAGCGAAAUAUAUAAUCCGCGAUAACGGAGAGAGAAUAGAUUUAAGAUUUCAUCCAAAAUCUUCUGAUUUACAUUUACAAUGCGGUUACAAAGUUGAAAGACACAUCCGAGAUGGCGAUCUGGUCAUUUUCAACCGUCAACCUACGUUACACAAAAUGAGUAUGAUGGGACACAGAGUCAAAGUAUUGCCUUGGUCAACAUUCCGCAUGAACUUAUCGUGUACUUCGCCUUACAAUGCCGAUUUUGACGGCGAUGAAAUGAACCUUCAUGUUCCUCAAAGUAUGGAGACGAGGGCCGAAGUCGAAAAUUUACAUAUUACACCGAGACAAAUUAUUACUCCACAAGCAAAUAAACCCGUCAUGGGUAUCGUACAGGACACACUCACGGCUAUCAGGAAGAUGACAAAAAGGGACGUUUUUAUAGAAAAAGAACAAAUGAUGAAUUUAUUGAUGUUUUUGCCCAUUUGGGAUGGCAAAAUGCCAAGACCGGCCAUUUUAAAACCUAAGCCAUUAUGGACGGGAAAACAAAUUUUCUCGUUGAUUAUUCCCGGAAACGUUAACAUGAUUAGAACACACUCUACACAUCCAGAUGAUGAAGAUGAUGGACCGAAUAAAUGGAUUUCACCUGGAGAUACUAAAGUUAUGGUGGAACAUGGAGAGUUGGUUAUGGGGAUUUUGUGUAAGAGGACAUUGGGUACUUCAGCCGGAUCUUUGCUUCAUAUUUGUAUGUUGGAGUUGGGACACGAGGUCUGUGGCCGGUUUUAUGGUAACAUUCAGACUGUCGUCAACAACUGGCUUUUGCUUGAAGGUCACAGUAUUGGUAUUGGUGACACUAUUGCCGAUCCACAAACCUACUUAGAGAUUCAGAAAGCCAUCAAAAAAGCCAAAGAGGAUGUCAUAGAAGUUAUCCAGAAAGCACAUAAUAUGGAACUUGAACCAACUCCGGGUAACACGUUACGACAAACAUUCGAAAAUCAAGUCAACAGGAUUCUAAAUGAUGCUCGUGACAAAACUGGAGGUUCCGCUAAGAAAUCUUUAACUGAAUACAAUAACCUAAAGGCUAUGGUCGUGUCUGGUUCUAAAGGUUCUAACAUUAAUAUCUCCCAAGUUAUUGCUUGUGUAGGUCAACAAAACGUCGAAGGUAAACGAAUUCCUUUCGGUUUUCGCAAACGCACUCUCCCUCACUUCAUCAAAGACGACUACGGUCCCGAGUCUCGUGGUUUCGUUGAAAAUUCAUACCUGGCCGGUUUAACCCCGUCCGAAUUUUAUUUCCACGCCAUGGGAGGUCGCGAAGGUCUUAUCGAUACUGCGGUUAAAACCGCUGAAACUGGUUACAUCCAACGCCGUCUCAUCAAGGCUAUGGAAUCUGUAAUGGUGAAUUAUGACGGAACUGUUCGUAACUCAGUCGGUCAACUCAUCCAGUUACGUUAUGGAGAAGACGGUCUUUGUGGAGAAAUGGUCGAAUUUCAAACACUUCCUACUGUGAAACUGUCAAAUAAGGCAUUUGAACGUAAAUUCAGAUUUGAUCCGAGUAACGAGAGAUAUUUAAGACGAGUAUUCACUGAAGAAGUGAUUAAAGAUUUGAUGGGUUCUGGUGAAGUCAUCUCCGAGUUGGAAACCGAAUGGGAACAACUACAAAAAGACAGAGAAGCUUUGCGUCAGAUUUUCCCCAGUGGUGAAUCUAAGGUUGUACUUCCGUGCAACUUGCAACGUAUGAUCUGGAACGUUCAAAAGAUUUUCCAUAUUAAUAAGAGGGCACCGACGGAUUUAUCACCCUUGAGGGUUAUUCAAGGAGUCCGUGAGCUUUUAAAUAAAUGUGUCAUCGUAGCUGGCGAAGACAGACUUUCGAAACAAGCCAACGAAAACGCCACACUUCUGUUCCAAUGUUUAGUCAGAUCGACUCUUUGCACUAAAUGUGUGUCUGAAGAAUUUAGAUUAAGUACAGAGGCAUUUGAAUGGCUAAUUGGUGAGAUUGAGACUCGAUUCCAACAAGCACAAGUCAAUCCGGGCGAAAUGGUCGGUGCUUUGGCUGCACAAUCACUCGGCGAACCUGCCACUCAGAUGACACUCAACACUUUCCACUUUGCUGGUGUAUCUUCAAAGAACGUAACAUUGGGUGUGCCACGUUUAAAGGAAAUCAUCAACAUAUCGAAAAAACCGAAAGCGCCUUCUUUGACAGUGUUUCUAACCGGUGCUGCGGCCAGAGAUGCCGAAAAAGCCAAAAACGUUUUGUGUAGAUUGGAACAUACAACGCUAAGAAAAGUUACCGCAAACACUGCCAUCUAUUACGAUCCUGAUCCCCAGAAUACCGUUAUUCCAGAGGAUCAAGAGUUUGUUAAUGUUUACUACGAAAUGCCCGACUUUGAUCCGACUCGGAUCUCGCCUUGGCUGUUACGUAUUGAAUUGGACAGGAAAAGAAUGACUGAUAAGAAACUGACUAUGGAACAGAUCGCUGAAAAAAUCAAUGCUGGGUUUGGAGACGAUUUAAACUGCAUUUUCAACGAUGAUAACGCCGAAAAAUUGGUGUUACGUAUCCGUAUUAUGAAUAGUGACGACGGUAAAUUUGGAGAUGGCGCUGAUGAGGAUGUCGACAAGAUGGACGACGAUAUGUUUCUGAGGUGUAUUGAAGCUAAUAUGUUGAGUGACAUGACAUUGCAAGGUAUUGAAGCCAUCUCAAAAGUCUACAUGCACUUGCCCCAAAACGAUUCAAAGAAGAGAAUUGUAAUCACAGAAACUGGAGAAUUCAAAGCCAUUGCAGAAUGGUUGCUCGAAACUGACGGAACAAGUAUGAUGAAAGUUCUAUCUGAAAGAGACGUAGAUCCUGUUAGAACCUUUUCUAACGACAUUUGUGAAAUUUUCUCUGUACUUGGUAUAGAAGCCGUACGUAAAUCAGUCGAAAAAGAAAUGAACGCUGUUCUUCAAUUCUAUGGUCUAUACGUAAACUAUCGCCACCUUGCCUUGCUUUGUGACGUAAUGACUGCAAAAGGUCAUCUUAUGGCCAUUACACGUCACGGGAUUAAUAGACAAGACACUGGGGCUCUUAUGAGAUGUUCUUUUGAAGAAACAGUAGAUGUUUUGAUGGACGCAGCCUCUCACGCUGAAGUCGAUCCAAUGAGAGGAGUAUCGGAAAAUAUCAUUAUGGGUCAAUUACCACGAAUGGGUACUGGUUGCUUCGAUUUAUUACUUGAUGCUGAGAAGUGUAAGAUGGGGAUUCCCAUACCGCAAGCUCAUGGAGCUGACAUUAUGGCAUCAGGCAUGUUCUUCGGAUCUGCUGCGACACCAAGUAUGAGUCCUGGAGCCGCAAUGACACCAUGGAAUCAAGGGGCGACGCCCUAUGUGGGCAGUGCUUGGUCUCCACAUAAUUUAAUGGGAAGUGGUAUGACACCUGGAGGACCAGCAUUUUCACCCUCUGCCGCUUCAGACGCCUCCGGAAUGUCCCCUGGCUACGGCGCUUGGUCUCCAACUCCUCAAUCUCCAGCCAUGUCACCAUUUAUGGCCUCACCUCAUGGCCAAUCUCCCUCAUACAGUCCUUCAAGUCCCUCAUUCCAACCGACGUCACCAUCCAUGACACCCGUAUCUCCUGGGUAUUCCCCGACAUCUCCCGGAUAUUCCCCAACGAGUCCAAAUUACAGCCCCACUUCUCCAAGUUAUUCCCCGACAAGUCCCAGCUACAGUCCCACAUCUCCUUCAUACUCGCCAACAUCUCCAAGUUACUCACCAACAAGUCCGAGUUACAGUCCCACAAGUCCAAGUUAUUCGCCUACAUCGCCAAGUUACAGUCCAACAUCUCCGAGUUAUUCACCUACGAGUCCGAGUUACAGUCCGACUUCACCGAGUUACUCGCCUACAAGUCCGAGCUACAGUCCAACAUCUCCAAGUUACUCGCCGACAAGUCCGAGUUACAGUCCUACGAGUCCAAGUUACUCGCCCACGAGUCCAAGUUACUCGCCCACGAGUCCGAGUUAUUCACCCACAAGUCCGAGUUACAGUCCUUCGUCUCCACGAUACACUCCAGCUUCACCGAGUUACUCGCCGACGUCUCCGAGUUAUUCUCCUUCGUCACCACAGUACUCCCCUGCGUCUCCAAGUUACUCUCCGUCGUCACCUAAAUAUUCACCCACGUCUCCUAGCUAUUCUCCGACGUCUCCUUCAUUCGCAGGUGGAAGUCCGCAGUAUUCUCCCACUUCUCCGAGUUACUCACCCACAUCUCCCAAUUAUUCACCAUCGAGUCCACAACAUACACCAGCUGCAAGUUCACGGUACUCACCGUCGUCACCUAAUUAUUCACCAAGUUCGCCAAGUUAUUCACCGACGUCUCCUCAAUAUUCACCACACAGUACAAAGUAUUCACCUACUUCGCCUACUUACACACCGACGUCGCCGAGUUAUUCACCAGCUUCUCCAGCGUAUUCACCUCAACCACCGAGGUAUUCGCCGUCGAGUCCCAGCUAUUCACCCACGAGUCCUAGUCAGGAUCAAGACUAGUGAUUUUAAAGUGGUCAUUUAUACUUUUUUAACGUUAUAUUUAGCUAUUUGUUUGGGUUAUUUAUACUUUGGAGUAAGUUUUUAUAGUGACAGAACUACUGUAAGUAAAAGACUGUAUUUUAAAAAAUUGUUUAUGAUUUUUUCUUUAUUUGAGAGUCUCUUGUAUAUAGAUAUAUUUUAUUAUGUCAUACAUGUUAAAUUUAUUCAAUAAAAGUUGAAUACA